GUGGAGAGUCCAAAACAGCUCUCCCCCUUUCCAACCGUCAAAGUGCAUCCAGCAAGGAUCGUCGUGAGAGUACCUCAUCCCCAUACCAAGUCGCGGGGAUGGUGGUCACACACUUGCGAAUCCGACCCCCCGGCCCAAUCUCUCGCGCUUUGCGCGCCGUUAGCCGUUACCUGCCCCAGUUGAAUUUCAUCACCCUCCAUUACCUAUAUUUUGUGGCAACAUGUUUAAUUGGAAGUCUCAUCAUCUGGGGCUCGUCGACCCCAUUUCGAAGCCUCAGCUAUGUCAAUGCGCUCUUUCUUUCGGUGAGCGCGAUGACAUUGGCUGGGCUGAAUACGGUAAAUCUCUCAACGCUCAACACUUUCCAACAGUUCAUGCUGUUCGCCUUGACCUUGCUCGGAUCAGCAAUACUGGUAUCGGCGGUGGUGGUGAGCGUGCGCAAGAAAGCCUUUGAGGCCAAGCUCCGGCACACGGUGCAUGCACAGUUCCGAAAGACGAAAGCGCAAGCAACUUCGAGAGCUCUGCCAGACGGAGCUCUAGCCAUAUCCAGCCCUGGUAGUUCAGGCCCUGGCAACGCCCAACUUCAGCAGGAUACUUUAAGAGACAGGAUCCCCUUUGAGUGGACUGAGACACGGGCCCGCGGUCGGCCAUCGGAGGAUGCUGAGAAGCAACACAAUGCUCUCCAUAGCCUCCACUCUUCACAAAGCGGUCCAGACUCGGAAGCUUCCGAGCUUCCUAGAUACGAAUUUCACGAUCGCCCGCCGGGUACUGGGAUUACCUUUGCAAGUGAUGCUGAAUCUCGAGAUUCUCUUAGCAAAUAUAAUGAAGCUGGCAAACGGCGUCAUUCGCGAAUGUUUUCAAUGCAAGGUGUUGGCGCGGAUCCAAACGCUGCCGUGUUGCAUCAUUAUGGUCGAGCCUCGGGCGGGCAUCGACCAAGCUGCAAUCGCGCAUCUGCCACGAGCGAGCGUCGCCCGAGUGGAGACACGCUAUCCAUGGCCUCUGGCUUUAUUGGUCGGAACUCCCGAUUUUUCGAUCUCAGCCCUUCUGACCGAGAAGUCCUUGGAGGUGUUGAAUACCGGGCGUUGAAGUUACUAGCUUGGCUGGUCCCCGCAUACUUUAUCUUAUGGCAGCUGUUGGCAUGUCUAGGGCUCGGUGCUUGGAUUGCACGGAACAAAGCCGAUGUAGCACGCGCGAAUGGCCUUAACCCAUGGUGGGUCGGCGCCUUCAAUGCUGUUUCCGCCUUUAACAACAACGGCAUGAGUCUCUUGGAUAUGAACAUGAUUCCAUUUCAACAAUCGUACUACGUGCUAAUAACUAUGGGACUUCUCAUACUGGCUGGAAACACUUGUUAUCCUUUAUUCUUGCGACUUUUCAUUUGGAUAAUAUAUACUGCAACCCCGAAUACGCCAUCGUUUGCUGAACGGAAAGAAACACUGCAAUUUAUGUUAAACCAUCCAAGGCGUUGCUACACCAACCUGUUUCCUGCGCGUCACACCUGGUGGCUCCUGUGUGCUGUCGUUACACUGACUGGGAUCGAUUGGGUUGCGUUUGAGAUACUCAAUAUUGGUAAUCCUACAAUUGAGAGUCUGCCACAUGGCGCCCGAGUUAUGGACGGUCUUUUUCAGGCUAUCGCUGUGCGAUCCGGCGGCUUUUAUAUUGUCAACAUUUCCUCUCUGCGCGUCGACCUUCUCGUUCUCUAUGUCAUCAUGAUGUACAUAUCCGUUUACCCCGUGGUCAUUACCAUGCGGAACUCCAACGUCUACGAAGAGCGCAGCCUCGGUCUUUACGCCGACGACCCUGUGAUCCAAGAGCCGGCCAAUAAUUCCGGAAGAUGGGGCUCUAUACUCGGGGGACUAAGACGACAAAUGACUCGAACGGAUACAGGCGAGACCAAAGGUUACUUUGUUCGGCAGCAGCUAAGAGCUCAGCUUGCGCAUGAUCUUUGGUGGGUCGUGCUGGCAGUCUUUUUGAUCACAAUUGUCGAAUCUGGCUCCUACGAACGCAACCCCGUAACCUACUCAGUCUUCAACAUCAUGUUCGAAGUUGUAUCUGCGUACGGUUGUGUGGGCAUCAGUACCGGUCUUCCUGAUCAGAAUUAUAGCUUUGUCGGCGGUUGGCACACCGUGAGCAAACUGAUCCUGUGCGCUGUGAUGAUCAGAGGUCGACAUCGCGGUCUACCUGUAGCAAUCGACCGCGCCGUUCUUCUUCCAGGAGAACACCUUGCCGAGGCAGAGGAGGAAGAUGCACAGAUUGACCUGAUGGGAAGACCCAAUAGUAGGAGAGGUAUUGUAUAGAUCUAUUGAAGAAUCCGUGAAAAAAGUGUAGGGGGUUUCAUCUGCUGGAAUUGGAAGCUCAUU
This is a messenger RNA of Xylona heveae TC161, 2354 nucleotides long. RefSeq lists its product as hypothetical. Bases 99 to 2291 code for a protein of 730 amino acids. Gene Ontology annotation, biological process: potassium ion import across plasma membrane; intracellular potassium ion homeostasis. Gene Ontology annotation, molecular function: high-affinity potassium ion transmembrane transporter activity. The record is from RefSeq and is a predicted model, not a curated record. NCBI's taxonomy places the organism in Eukaryota, Fungi, Ascomycota, Xylonomycetes, Xylonales, Xylonaceae. Gene Ontology annotation, cellular component: plasma membrane. The transcript is spliced from 6 exons.